This is a messenger RNA of Porites evermanni, 14886 nucleotides long. Lineage: Eukaryota; Metazoa; Cnidaria; Anthozoa; Scleractinia; Poritidae. The record is from the annotation of a GenBank genome assembly.
ACAAUAAUAGAAUGUGCUGUUUAUCAUGUGUUGAAAUGUUAACAGAAUGUAAUAUAUGGCCAUAACUUCGUCGAUCUACCGUUUGCUGUGCAGUCAAACGUUCCUCGUAAGUCAGAUUUAGAGUCUCUUUCCUGAAUUUUGCGAGAGUAUUUUGCCUUUUUGGGACUAUCUUUAUGUAUCCUGUGAAUCUCCUCUAAUAACUUCGUCUUAUGAUUUAAAUUUUCCCCACAUAAGUCAACGAUUCUUAUCUGUAGGUUCGCACAAGCACAAUAUCCUUUCCGCAACUGCUAGGCAAAUUGAUAUGCAGGAAUCGAAGCUGGAAAACUCAUCACUUGUAAAAAAGCUUAAAUAAUUUUUAUACGUUCAUUGUAAACGCGAAGAACGAUCGUCAACCGCUGUCUUUUCUUUCGAUAUAAUUCAUGAACUAGUUACACGUCGAUAUCUUUUGCGGUGUGCUCAGAAAUUGUUUUUCUAUGAUAAACCACAUCUUUAUAACAAUUAAGCCUCUGAAAAUAAUUAUCAAAAAUAUACGUAGAUGCAGUAUCACUGUAUGUGACGAUAAAUUGUUGGUUUUUGUUUAUUUUUGGCAAAAGAUGACGGUAGUGUGUGCGUUAUUUCUUUUCUUUAUAUGAUAAAACAAAAUUUAUUCUAGGGAUAGUACUUUUUUGUAUGUAGUUUAUGAAUAGGUUAACCUGUUUUUAUUUACAAGAGAACAGAAGAGUCAGAACUGUUGAAAUUCAAAAUAGUUUGCUAUACAUAAAAAGCCUCACUCAAGGAGUUUUGCUGGCAGUGUUGCAUAAACCACCAGGGCUCAGUAUCGUAGUCCGCGGCAAGUAGUUUUUCUUGCUUUCUUAAUUAGAUGGCUCAUGCAGUUGCUGAAUGGGCAAGGGUGUAAGCAAUUCAUCCUUUAGAGCGGUUUUCACUUGACUGUCGUAAAACCAAAACUAAAGUAAAUACACUAGCCAACCAAAGGGCGUAGUAAAACCAAAACCAAACCAAUUCCUCAAUUACUUUCGACAGUCAAGUGAAAACCGCUCUAACAAAAUCAUUAACGACAUGUAGCAAAAAAUGGCUGCAGGGGAGGCAAAAUAUGAGAACCAUGCACUGUAAUGCCUCUCUUGCAACAUGAAUUUAUGUAUGAUAAAAUAGGACUUAAUUGUGGUGACGUUUGUGUUGUAUUUAUACUUUUCAGUUGAUGAUUAACCAGUACAUGCAACAAUAGAUUUUGUAUGGAGCCAUUUCCUCAGAGCAAGGCUGAGGGGACAAAGAAAGUUAUUGUUGCUACCAAGAACACCAGCAACAAUGUCCUUAGAGCACGAUCAGCCAAAGGUGCCGCUUCCCCACAACAUCACAAAAAUCGUCCUGCAAAGACUUUCCCUGGCAGUCCCCCAGCAAAUGGCAGCCUGAUAAAUCUGUCCUGGCAUAACGUAAGAAACGGCAGCCCAGACAAAACCCCUCUGGGGCAUUACCAAUCAGGAACAAGUUUUGAAACUUCAAGCAAUGGUGUGCGACUGAAUUCCAGUAAUUUUCUGUCAGAAUCCAAGUUUAAUGCAACACUGUUUUCAUCAGCUGCUGGUCAUAGCAGUCGUGGGUUAGAUGAUGAGGAAGCCAUGGACAUUGACCACCAAGAUAUUGAUAUAAAUGAUGAAGCUGCCUGUGCUGUGGCCACAUGUGACAGUGCUUCUAAGCUAACAGAAGGAAUUUCAUCUGCUCAUGAGCGGCCUAGAGCACCAAAACACAAGAUUAUUACUGAUGAUUAUACAGCUGAUGAAGAAAAAAAUAGAAAAGCCUCCAGCACUAAACCAAUGGUAACAAACUCUUUUCUAGCCUGCCCAACAGAUAGAACAAAAUGUCUGGUUAAGUCGUACAAAACAGAGUCAAAAUCCUUGUUCUGUGCUCCAACCUGUGUUCCAGCAUUUCCGUAUGUGCCGUGAUUGGCCUGUUAAAAAAAAAGCCAUUGUCAAUUUGCCAAUCAGGUUGAGAGGAAAUUCAAAAUGUAUUUCUGGUAAUUCAUUGAGUCUGUUGUGGGCCCAGAACAAGGAUAUCACCACUGCUUCAUAGACAUUACUAACCGUGUUUUGAUUAUGUCUGGUAGACAGGUUAACCUCUUUCAAAUUUAUGUUUACUACCUAGUUGGUAACCCUUAAAGUCCAUUUCUGAACGAAUUCGCAUAUCACACGUUCUUCUUAUUCAUUUGGAAUUGAUACAUUGUACACAAUGAUACACAGUGGCACCGGAGUUCCUUUGUAAACUAUACCCAAUCCCAGACCAAAAUGGGCAAAAUUUAGACCCAUUUUCAUACCAAAAUGGUGCAAACACCCUACCCUUUGGGCGACCCAUACCUACAUGUAUAUGGCUUAUGUAAGGGAGUCCCCCCGGACAUGUACAUGUAGCACACCGAUGACUGGCUACUGAAAUUACUGAAUGCAUUCAGUAUUUUGUAUCUGGCCUUAAGAAUUAUUGCUUUUCUGACCUAUGGAUAUUAGGGACAUUGUGGACACAACAUGACUGCAUAGUGUUUCAGUUUCUGUAGAAACUGUAAACACCAUAAUAUUGUCACUGAAUGUGUAACAGCGUUACUGUAUUCAUGAAUUGUACAGGAAACCAAAGAGGAGUCAAGUGUGCCAAUUGUAAACCAGGAAAAGGAAACAGUAACAAUUGCACCUGAUCAGAAGGUUACAUCUACAGAUAGCUUACCACAGAAGAGGAGAGCAAUUUACAUAGUACUGCAUGUUAGCACUAUUAAGAUUGGACAGCUGGUUGGUAAAGCAUCUGCACCUGUUAAGGUAAAACAUUGCAAUACUGGUCUUGAAAGGGUUACACAAGUAUAACCCCAGUAUAGUAUUAGAGAACUCACGCAACCAUAAACUAAUAAAUUUAUUAGUUGACUCAUAAGUCUUUGUUUUGAGUUUAUCACUUGCAAAAAAUGUUAAAUGAGGCAGUUUCAUGUCAUAGGCGUGCAAUGAUGGCAAGAAAUUUACGAAAAAGCAUGAUGCACAUGCAAAGUUGUUCUUCUGCUAAUUAAAUCUAUUGUUUGUUUGUUUGUUUGUUUGUUUAUUUUCUUGCUGUUCUUGGUGCUUUUACCAUUGUAGGUGCUUAAUUUAAACACUGCAGGCCACAGAAUUUAAAAUAGGGCAUUAUUUUUUGUGACAGAGAAAAUCAUAUAACUUUUCACAGAACAAUUUGUGUUUAUUGUCCCCCCUGGCAUUUUUGUCCUUAGAAAGUAAAUAUUGACUUUCAUAAAAUUUUUGUAGAUUUAUGCAGAAAAAGUUUUUAUAGAAAUGGAGACAGCUGAAGGUAUAGUAAAGUUAUUAUUAUUUCAUUCAUUCUUCUUAUUUUACUUAUCCUUUCAAAUAAUUUAUUCACCACGAGAAAUUUUUUUUAGACAGUGACACAAGUGGCUCAGAAGAAAAAAAUCCGAGUACAUGUAGUCCCAAUAGGGGUACAGUUUCACCAGUUUCCACGGUUCACUAAGGUGUUCAACUAAUGUCGAUUCACCCAUGAUGCAUUCAAGUGCAGUGAUUUUGUUACAGGAUUUUGGUAACAGGUCAAAUUGAACAUUAUUUACUAUGCAUGAUACUGAAGUAUAUUAAUACAAAGGUGUGUGUUUAUUUUUUAGGAAAUGGAUGCAAAAGGGCUUCUUAUCAUUUCAGAAUUCCUUGCAAAGAUUUAACAGAGUGCAGGGUACAUGAAUUAUUUUUGAACCUGUUUUAGCUACAACUAAAAACAGAGAUAUCGGUUACAAAUAUUUUUGAUAGUUUUCAAUUUUUAAUUAUACAUUUGUUUUUAGUAUUAUUCUUAUUUUUCUCAUAACUGUUGUAUGCAUAACCCCACCAGCACUGCUGAUCUUCUUAUCUUGUUAAAUAAAGUUCUUAUCUUAUCUUAUUGAAAAUCAUCGGGAGAAUCUAAUGUUAGAUUUUGUAGAGUUUCGGGGUUAAAUCUUUGUUUGAAUCAUUCAUGCCACAAGCCUUUUUAUACAUAUUUUAAGACAGUAAUUUUUUAAAUUGACUUAGGUAAAUUUUGGUGGGUCACCUUUGCUUUUGGCCGUUAAACCAUCUGCUGCUGGGGCCAGUGCUAUUCAAGAAAAAUGCAAAGAAAGGGGCACGUUUCUGGAUCCUCAUAGUCAAGGUACACAAUAACCUUUACAUAAUAUGUAUGCAUGUACAGUGUAUAUAGCUGUACCCCUAGGUAGAGCCUUUCCUGUGUGGGAUUAGAGUGAUUGUACUCAAAUGUCCAGGUAGAGUAGGGUUUCCUAUGUGUAGUCUAGAACGGCUUUGAACAAGAAAAUGAUAUGUGGUUUAUUAGGAGGUUAGGAUGAUGUGGUGACGAUGUUAUAGAGACCCCACCUAGCGCCAGUUGUUCAAAAGGUAGAUAGCACAGUAUCCAAUGGAUAAAUCACAAUCCACUGGAUAGGGCAAUUGGUUUCCCCAAUACUUAUCUGCUGGAUACUGAUUUAUCCAGUGGAUAGUGCUAUUCAUCUUUUGAACAACCAGAUGGGGCUGUUAAUGACAUGAAACUCUUGAUUUUGUUCACAGACGUCAAGAAAAGGUACAUUGUUCUUGUUAUGAAUUACCACGUUGUGCCAAGGGACAUUAAGGCUGAUUUAACUGAACUGGUGAGUAUUCUCUUGUUUUAGUUGUAGUUCACGUUUUCAGUGUCAAUAAUAAUUAGAUGUGGCCAAUGUAAUUUACCAGUAGGCCAGGUUAAACAUGAAACAAUGCUGGCAAGGGAUCUCCUAGCCUGCCAAAAAAUCCGUUUCUCCUCACUCUUCACCGCUGGGGACGUUUCGCGUGGAGGAAUGUCUGCGACUCAGCUGCAAAAAUUCUAUAGUGAUGACAUAAAAUCUGUCCGAGAUCCAGUCAGAAGCGCUGAUUGGUUGAUGGAGUAGUUACAUUGUUUUAGCUAUUGUUUAUGAAUGACAGACAAAAGACAAAAGGCCACAAAGGUCAAAUGUAAACGCGAAGAAUCUCUAACAAAACAGUCAUCUUUGUGGCAUAUACUCUUCUCUAGAAGAAGCAGUUGAGUUUUGCUGGAGCUCGUUGGCAGAUGAACACCACACUUUACCAAAAUCAACCAGAAGACACGUAAAAUUGGACAAAUGUAUAUUUGGAACCCCAUGACUACCGGAUUUAUUAUGUAAACAUUGAUUUGCAUCAUCAGUAUGGAAUUUUUGCCACUGAGUUGCAGACAUUCCUCCACGCGAAACGUCCCCAGUGGCGAAGAGCGAGGAGAAACGGAUGUUUUCAGAAGGCUAGGAGUCUCCAUCAUUAAUCAUAUCAGGGGAGAUCUUUGGGUAUUGAAGGGCUCCGGUAAUUUUACAGUCCUUUUCCUGAGGUCGGUCAUUUCACUUAAGUUGCCUUCGUGUACAGUCGUUUUUAGCUGAUUUUGCCCCCACCCCUCCCUCCCUCUGGAUAUGUCUUGGUAGGUGUCUGCAAAAGACUCUCCACUGAGGUUCUCAGGGUGGUUACCUCCUCUGUGCUCUUGCAGCUCCCCCCAGUUUGUCCAGUCACCUCCAACAACAAUUUAUUCAGUAAUAAAAAAUCAAGUCUAACAAUAUUGGAUGCCCCGUUAAUAGCUAUUAAGCUAAUCUGGGUGGGGCGUGACAAGACACAGGCGAUACUGAAUACUUAUUACAAAGAGAAAAGAAAUACAAAUAAAGGUAGAAAGAAACACUGGAAGUUUUCACAACAGUUAUACCUGAUUAGUUUAAAUGUGAAGUACCGGUAUUGAAAUGUAUUAUGCCUUUUAUGAUACAUGUCAUGAUGUACUUUUCUUUUUUUAGUUUCAGAAUCGUUUUGCUGAUCAAUUGACUUGGAGUGAGCUUGGGUAAAAUUCGCCUUAUUUCUUGCGAACACCUUUUUCUCAUUGCUGUUACAUCUUAUUACAACUUCUGCACCACGCCUACUUAUAAUUCAAGAAGAUACCUUUUUUAACUCCAAAAGCCAAAUGCGGAUCUAAUUAUUCCUAAGAUGUGACCAUUCAAACAAACUCUUUUGGUACAAUGUUUUAGCAUCUACAGUGAUUUAGCUAAGUAAAAGCUAAGCAGACUUAUUUUAGUCAACCGGCUUUUUGCUUAACUUCACCCUUUUUGGCCAGUCACCAAAGACGUAGUCAAUAUAAACAACCAUACUUUAACUGCGGUGCUAAUAUUAUUAAAUCGUUAUUUAUUUUGAACAUAAGCUCACAAGAAGCUCAGGACAUUCUAGACAAGAAGGAUGAGCCUUCUUCUUCAGUUGAAGCAUCAAGUGCACAGUCACCAAAGCGGGCCAGUCCAAUCAGCAAAGAGCAACGAAAAAUAUUAACUCCUAAAGGUACAGUGACUAACCCUUUUAAAACUCGCGAUCGUUAUACGUUUUGGGAACUGCCCACCUACCCCUCCCCUAAACCAUCAUUUUGCUCUAAGUGAGAAGUAAGUGUUAAUGUUGGCUUAGGGGAGGGGUAGAUGGACAGCAAAACUCCUAACCUGUUGGUGUAGUCAUUUUACUGUUAAACGGAGUCAACACGGAGUUUGAAACACGGUAAACAAGUCACAGAUUGACUACGAGGGAUUGAUAAAGUCUAAUUGUGAAUUUUUGCAGGCAAAGGUGCUCGUAAAAAGCUCUUUGACGAGGGAUCAAAGUCUGCUCCGGUAAGGAAUUUCAUUUUUUUUUUUAAUUUAAGACUAAAAUCUUCCUUUUGUGCAAUCUCACGUUCUGUAGCCAAGCGUGAUACCCACCCAUCUUUGUACCCGAAGAGAAGUUACUUUACAAAGGGAAAAUUGGCCACGCGCGAGAAUAUCCUCUUCAUUCAACCUUACAUGUAACUUGAAUUUAUGGCAUUCACCUUUUGCACACCGUAUUUCUUGUAGCCUGCAAAAACGUUCUCUGAGGAACUCUGGCGGAUUCCUGGGGCGGAGGAGAGAACCACUUAAGGUGCUUGCUCACAGUCUAUAUUUCGGACAGCCCUGAUUUGUGCGACGUUUGAGUGUUUGGUUUGAUGCGCAUCAAACUUGGUUCAUCAUCAGCUGUGCUAAUAACUAGGUUAAUUGGCCACCGCUAAGACAGGCAUACCGGAGAUUAAGCUUCAAACGAUAGAGUGACUGUUGCCUCCCGUCAGUAUUCCGAGUAGAUGUAAAGAGCAGCGUCCCCACCUGAAUAUAUUCAGCUAGAUUCACACGGCACGGUUGAAAAUUCGUGCAGACGAAAAAUUAGACACCUAUCGUUCAACUCCUUGUGAACAGAGCCAAAAUAUUAAACGGUCACGUGUGAACGAACUGUCCGGUUGAAUUUUUAACCAGUCGAAAAUUCGUCUUGUGCCGUGUGAACGCAGCCUUGACAUUCGUGACAGCGCACCAAAGAAAAAGUGUCUGCAUGACUUGCCCAAUCUCCUCCCUCCCUCCCCCACUCCACACCACUACCACGACACGCACACACAGACAUCAUAAAAACGAUAGGUAUUUCAUUUAUUUAUUGGCCUCAAUAACAUAGUAAGAAGUCUGGAUAGCUAACAGAGCAAGUUUCAUGUGCACCCAAUAUCGUUCAGUCUUAUCUCAUAUGGAGGCCUGUAUGGGCGAGCGGUUAACACAUCCGAUGCCGGAUCUGAAGGUCCGGGGUUCAAGCGUCUCCAGUCGCGUUGCUUCCUAAGACUAGGAACUCUACUCCACUUUGCCGCUUUUCACCCAGGUGUAAAAAAUAUGGGUACCGGGGACAUACUGCUGGGGGGUAACACUGCGAUGGACUAGCAUCCCGUCCAGGGGGAGUAGCAAUACUCCUAGGCAUGCUGCAUGCUAAGGAAACCGGGAUAAGGUCCUGUCCUUUGGGCCUUUGGCUCUUGUGCGCCUUUACCUUUACAUCACAUGUAUCGAUCUCCUAUUCCCGAUCAAUGUGAGUCAUUUCAUAUAUUUUCAUCCCCUUCUCCAUCAAAGUAAAUCCCCAUUGACAUCAUCUGUCAUGUUCACUAAAGCCUGGUUUUCACUAGGGCAUAAGUAUAAGCAUAAGCACAAGCGCAAGAAAAACGGGUAAGUUCGUUCCUCUUGUGCUUUUGCUUAUGCUUAUGUCGUAGGUUUGACUACUGAAAACUGGGUCGACAUAAGCACAAUCAUAAGCAUAAGGCCGUGGACCAAUCAUAGGUCACUUUGACCCAGACCUCAUGCAAACAAAUCAAAAACAAUAUGGCAGACUUUUCGUCCGCCAUCUUCUUUAUCAUCGGGUUGAGGAGAGCUGGUAUCGAGAAUUGAGUCAAAUAUGCCAUUCUGUGUGUGCUUAUGUCCUUAUGCUUAUGCUUAUGCUUAUGCGCCAGUGAAAACCAGGCUUAACUAAGAAAGUUUAUGUUUGUUUUACAGACCAAACUAUCGGCGGCUUCCCCCGGUGGCAUGGUUGAGUGUGAUCUUGGGUCCGCAGAAGGCAAAAAUAUGAACAAAUCUAACGCUUUGGAUAGCGUCAUACAAACGCGGAGCAGGCGACGCAAAGCUUCCGCUUUCACGGAAAGUGAAAACCCGCCGCUAACAGGCUCUGAAACAGUCAAACCAGAUAUCUUACUUCAUCACAAGAAGAUGGAAUCACAUAUAAGUUUACUCGAUCAGCAUAGCAAAGAACAGAGAGAGAGCUUACAGCAACACCAGAAAUUACUGGAAUUUGAAAGAGGAAAAUUGCGAGAGGUGGAAGAGGAAAAAGAGCGCAAUCUCGGGCGAAUGAGAGAUUUAGAGAUCAGUUAUUCGGCUGAUAAGGAACGGCUAUUAGAAAGGGUCAGAAUUUUAGAAACAGCGUUGCAUGAGAAGGAUCAAAUUUUAACCCAGCAAGCUGUUAAUGGAGAUUUGAUAAGUAACGAGUUGGAACAAGAAAGGAUUUCAGUGAGGCAGCUUCAGAAAGAACUUGAACAGGAGCGCGAAGCAAGCUCGCGUAUGCGGAAGGCUCAGAGCGAUUUGGUGCGAGUGAGCCGAGCGCUGGAUGAAGAGACAGUCUUGAGAGACAUGCGAGAGCAGCAGCUGAGAGAAAAGGAAACUAACUUUCACGGAUUGCAGAAAACCUUAGCUGACGAACAACAAGCAAGACUUAGACUUGAAGAGGAACUACGUCAGGCAAGGGAGACCCUCGCUGAGUUAGAAAGAAGGUUAGAAAACGAACGUCUGUUAAGGGAGACAAGUCGACAAGAUAUUCAAACAAAAGAGGAGACAAUUAGAGAGCAAUUGCAACUUUUACAGCAAGAACGCGAGCUCAAGUCAGGUUUAGAGGAGCGGGUAAGAAAUAUGCAAAUUCAUGUUGACGAGGAAAGAAACAGGAGAAUUACGACUGAACGAGAACUGACUGAGGAAAGAAUCACUUUACAGCAGGAUCGAGAAAAUCUGGAAAGAGAGCGAGAAAUUUACCAGCAAAGAAUCCGCGACAGCGAACGAACGGUGUCGGAAAGCGAGGACCGAGUACGGGAGUUGCAGUCAGCGGUCGCUGCAGCCCAGGAGGCCUUGGCCGAGUAUAGGCGUCUUGAACCACGUGACUGGAUCAUCAGACGUGAUGAGGUUAUGCUGAGUGAAAAGAAUUUGGGAGUUGGAGCCUGGGGCAAGGUGUACGAAGGAACGUUUCGUGGUUGCCAGGUAGCUGUUAAGCAGAUUCACGAUCUGAUUCUUUCGCCUCAUAACCGCAGAUUGUUCGAACGAGAAAUGAGUAUUGCUUCGCGCUGUCGGCAUCCUCAUUUACUACAGUUUAUUGGCGCUACUAACGACGAUGGCAGCCCGUUAUUCAUAACUGAGCUGCUCGACACUGAUUUACGAAACGUUUUAACUCAGCGCGCGUUGCACCACGAGGAAGUGGUUUGCAUCGCUUUAGAUGUCGCCAAGGGACUCAACUAUCUUCAUCUUAACAAGCCAUUCCCCAUCAUUCAUCGCGACAUCAGUAGUUCAAACGUGUUACUAUGGAGACGCGAUGAUUGCUGGAGAGCCAAGCUGUCAGAUUACGGAGCAGCAAAUUUCAUGCGUCAGUACAUGACGUCUAAUCCGGGAGCCAGGAUAUAUGCCGCGCCUGAAUCGCAGACUUCUCAGCAGUCACCAAAGGUGAGUUCAAACUACUACUUGUUACGCGAUCUUCUGUAACUUAACCCGGAAAAUUAUCAGUUCUUAAGCCAUUUUUAGGGACUGGGUACCCUGUUCAGAGAGUGUUAACACCUAAAAAAAAAACACUGAAACCAUACCUGACUUAACACAGGGUCCCCAGUAGGUUUUUCGGGAUCCAGGAUUUCCCAUUUUUGAAGCUUGGGAUUCGGGAUUUGAAAGCAAAAUUUGGACGAGAUUCGGAUUUGAAAGCACGCGCGGGAGGUGGGAUUGAAGAACCCUAUUUGGAACCCUCUUAACUUCUUAGGGUGUGUUUGGAAUGUUGACCACAAUAAUAGGAGCUUCUAAAUUGCAAGGGCUGCUAGAGGGAUUGGUUGGUCUGUUGCUUUCUAGUCACUGCCUAUACAAAUAUAUAGAUUUAGCCAGGGCUAAAAGCGAAGCUCUCGAUAAUAUUUAUAGUUUGUUCAAACAAAAUAUAAAAUCGUGUAAUGCUAAGCGGCGAAAGGAACGCCGGAGAACGGUGAAAAACAGGGCGGAUAAAGGUUGGGCGAUGAAACGAGCGCUCCGCUCUUCAUUUAAUGUGUGAUGCGGAGUAGGACUGGCACGAGCGCUCUUUCCGCGCUUCCGGUGCGCUUGAAGGCCGGCAAAAUUUUCCUUUUUGGAAACCGGAAAUCCUAUUUUCUUUCUGUAGUUUCAGGCUACAAUGUUAAGUAGAUAAAUUCGUUUCAUAACAAUAUCAAUAAACAGUUUCAUAUGUUUGUGUCUGUACGUCUAUAAGUCAAACUUGUUGGUCGUAUAAUGCCAAAAUUUGAGUUUAAUUUGAAAGUGUUGAAUACCUCAGCCUUCCACUAAAUAUCACCUAAUCCUCUUUCGCCGUUUCGUUUGCAAAAGCUUAACACUUCUUAACCUCAAUUUUUACAUAUGUUAAAGGGGGAUAAAUUUUAUAUAACAUAACAAAAAAUUAGAUUGAUAUAUAUUGAUAUAGUGGCGUUGUACUUCUUCAAACUUUGCUUCUCGGGUACAACGCGCCAUGGCGAUUCGCGCAAUGCGUUGCAAAUCCAGCAACCGCAUGUAAACAAAAUUUAUUGAGGUUAGUUGUAAGGUUUUUACUCCGUUUUUCUCUCUAAAACAAAACAAGGGAAACAGUAAAAACUUAGGGGAAACUAAUUUUGAAGUUUCGAAGGAACAGAAAGACGUAUGACAUGUUUUUUUCAAAAUUAAAAAGAAGGAUGAUGGUGAUUGAAAUUAGCAUAAUUUCACCUUGCACGAGCUGCACGCAUUUAUAAAAUACACGUCAUCUAGUUAUGAAACAAGAUCUGCUGUCUUUUAGUUUUGCCAUGGAUGACAUGGAUGAGAUUUUCCUUAAUGUUUUAAACAGUACUUAGUUGUUUUUGUUUUGGAAUAACAUCGACAUUGGCGAGUAGCAGAACGAAAAUAUAAUUCAGUGGUAGAGUCAUGGAAGUAAUAAAAGAAACCCUUUGAAAGAGAUGUUUGUCUACUCCAACUAAACCUCCCGCAAAAAAUAGCAACAUUUGCCUCUCGGAGACAGCGUACCAGCACAAAGGAACGAGGAAGAAGUNGUCUACUCCAACUAAACCUCCCGCAAAAAAUAGCAACAUUUGCCUCUCGGAGACAGCGUACCAGCACAAAGGAACGAGGAAGAAGUGCAAGAAAACAAAUCAAGCCGCCAUAAUUCAGUGACAGCGGCAGUGUCUAAUGUACAAACCACAUCGCAAGUCCUGACCGAGGUCGAAAACAAGUGACAUUUCUAAGCAGAGUCCCAGUCCACUGCAUCACACCUUUUUGCUCGGACGCGCUCGUUUCACCGCCCAACCUUAAUCCGCCCUGGUGAAAAACAGCAAUAGGUCUAAUCAGCAAAAAAGCAACUUUGCACGUGCAGCACACUUUUUUGUACAUUUCUUUGCCGUUGUUUUGUACGACUACAACGUGAAACUUCAAGAAACUUCGUCACAUGUUUGGAGGAAAUGUCGUACGUGUUCUCGUUCACUUGUUUUUCACUGCCGCUCAUUUUCACCUUGCAUUGGUGGCCGCUAGCAUUUCUCAUUUUGUUACCCCCGCUACAAAAUUUUCAUGUUGUUCUUUCAACAAAAAAAUGUAUCCUUUUUUUCAUCUCUCGCUCUAGAUCUAUGUCGCCUUUUUUCUCGUUGAGCUUCGCUGGCCAGCCGCCUACUUUCCCUUUUUCUCUGUCUUUCUCUUGCUCUGUAUUCCAAAUUUGUGGUCAUGACAAUUCAUCAAAGCUUAAUACUGUAGACAACACGGAUACAGAAACAAUUUCCGCUUUUUUUUGUUUUUUUCGUUUUUGUCUUUAUUGACUCUUUAGUUGUCUCUGCUUUACAAGACACGGGUGGCUAUGCGAUUUCCCGCCAAAAUAACCUCGAGUUGCAUUUGGGUUGCCAUACUUGUUGAUUGAGUUAUUUUACGGUAUACCGUGGUGCGGACGGACAGUCGUUCGGUGUACGGUCACGUGAUUACCAAAUUUUCUGGGAUGGGUAGAUUUACUUACUCAUGGUGCUCCGCUCGCGCGCGCGAGAGCUCCACUAUAAUCCAUACAGUUACCGUAUUUACUCGAUUAAAGCUCACAGGUGGAAGCAAACUUGCCAAUAGACGCCGCUUGUUACCCCCGCUACAAAAUUUUCAUGUUGUUCUUCCAACAAAAAAUGACAACAUGAAAAUUUUGUAGCGGGGGUAACAAGCGGCGUCUAUUGGUAAGUUUGCUUCCACCUGUGAGCUUUAAUCGAGUAUAGCAAACUUACCAAUAGACGCCUCUUCUUCUACUAAUUAUUCAAAAAUGAUUGUCACAAAAGUGAUUGCUUGAACAUAAUCACCAAUAUAAAUCACAAAAAAACACUGAAUAAAUUCAGACUUGGUAACCAUCGCUUACAACUUGAAACAGGCAGACAUACAGUACCGAAAACUCCAGAAAAUCUUCGAAUUAGCCCUUUUUGCCCCUUAAAUGAAGUUGAACGCGAAUUUCACUUUCUAUUCAAUUGUAAUCUUUACGAUAGUCUUCGAUCUAACUUUUACGGAAACAUUAGUAAUAGAUACCCCCUUUUUAAUAAUUUUGACAAAAGUGAAAAAACCCUCUCAUAUUUAACAAUGUCGAUCCUCAUACCUACAGACUUACAUACAUACAUUCAUGUAUAGAAUAUAGACCAAACUUGUUCAUUAUUUAUAGCUUUUAUUUUGAUUUAACAUUGCUGGUUUGCACGUGACGUCACGGCGGCCAUGUUGGUGGUCAAGAACAAAAGCAUUUCUCUCCUCGGGGAACUAAACUCUAUUUUCAUGUAAAUUCUUCGAGGAAAUAUUCUUUUGUUUUGACCCCCAACAUGGCCGCCUUGUCACGUGGUUGCAAACCAAGAAUUUAUAACAUAAAUAAUGUAGGUAAUACCAUGUACUCACGUGGUAAUACUGAAAUAAAGUUUCUUUUGUUGUUGAAUUAGAAGAAUGCGACGUUUAUUGGAAGAUUAUAAGAAAAAACUCAGUAUAACUCUGUAAUCUACACCAUCUAGACAAAAAAAAUUUAUCUCAGCAAAAAAAACAAGCGAGACAUUAGAACUUUUAAUUUGAAAUACAGCUGCCCUCGAAUAAACGCUGCAUCGGAGAUACCAAAAAUUUAAUAUACGCCGCAGUGUUUAAUCGAGUAAAUACGGUACCCCUCUAAAUAGACUGCGAGCAUUCUCUUAUUUUUCUUUGCAAAGUUACCGCACGAGAAGCCCACGCACGCGAGCCGCGAUAAACGAGGGCGUCCCAAGGCCCUAUUGUAAUAUUAUUGCAAUCGCCCUGGCUGAGAUAAGAACUAGACAAAUUUUAAGAGAAAAGGCGGACUGCAAGAAGUCUACCUCUCAAUGGUUAUGGGCCCGUAUGAAAAAUGUUACAGAGAAUGUGCAAUUAUAGCGGUAUUGAUAGAGAUAAGAACGAAUGUUGAAACAGAAUUGACUUGUUUAAUAUAGAACAACAAUACACUAGUCUAUUAAGAACCCUAUGCUUAGCGUUUAAACUUAUUUAUUAUCUACCUUAGCGCGUGUAGAAAUACUUGUUAUAGGACUUGCUCUGACCAAUCAGUACACGCGAAUACUGUUACUUGCAAGGCUGUUAAUCACAAGGCUUUACCGGGAAAAUGAAACGAGUAACCAUGCACAAGGUGACUUAAGAUGUUCAGUUAAAAACUGUUCUAUAAAACAGUGAAUGUGGAUUGGAGUCAUUCCAGAGAAACAUUCUUAUCCACCUUAUUCUAACACUGCUUUUGUAUUUUUUCGUUUUUUGUUCGUUGGUUUGUCUGUUCCGUUUAUUCGUCUCGAUCUAUCUAUGCUUCGUUUUCUUGCAGGUGGAUGUUUACAGUUAUGGCUUACUGCUGUGCGAAAUGUGUAUAAGAGAACUUCCGGUUCCGCAGCAGAUCCAAGAUCAGAUAGGCCUCGUAACUAACGGUGUUCUUCGAGAGCUUAUCAUGCGAUGUGUCGCAAGAGCCCCAGAGGCACGUCCAACUAUGAAUGACGUCAUAUUCGUAUUGACGCAACAAGCAGAGUCUUUGCGGGCCGAGGGCCUGGUAACAUUAAAUGGACGAACGGCCACGCUGUAAAUUGACAGCGAUCAGAUGUGUCUUGCUUUUGCAUUUUACUGACCUCAAGAAAGAUCAGUUUCAUAGACGAGAACUAUAAGUGGACUUCUUUUCACCGGUUUAAACCAUUGCUCACGAAGAGUAGCAGAUUCAGUAGAAAUGAUGUGGAAUGUUUGCCUCUUCAUUUUUCGUAUGUUUAUAUUUUUAUCAUUCAAGACAUAUCUAAAUUUCAUUUUUAAAACCCGUUUAAACCGGUUAUUUAAAUGUAGAUCAUUUUAAUCUCUGACUGCAC